Messenger RNA from Talaromyces rugulosus, 933 nucleotides. RefSeq lists its product as uncharacterized. Lineage: Eukaryota; Fungi; Ascomycota; Eurotiomycetes; Eurotiales; Trichocomaceae. The transcript has 3 exons. The record is from RefSeq and is a predicted model, not a curated record. The coding region runs from base 1 to 933 and encodes 310 amino acids.
AUGGCGUCGUGGGAGUCCUUUGACGCCGUUUUCUACUUUGACCGAAAUUAUGCGCACGACAAGAAGACGCUCGACCGCAUCGUCGCGAACCGUCGAUCACUACAAAACCAAUUGUUCAUUGAUCGGUUGCUCCAGCUGAUGGGGGUCAAACCAGUCCAGGAGUUAUAUCCACCAAAGACAAACCGCGACCUUCGAGCCCUUUACAAACAGAUUCUCUCCUCGUCGUUUCCCGACCACCAAAAGCAGGCGGUGAUCUAUUACCUCCUCCGAGAUUGUCGCGGAUCCAAUGAAGCCAUAUCGCAUUUCACACGGGGCUGCUUUCUCCCAGAUAAGUACCAGCUGUUUAUUGACGGCACCUGGCACCUAGACCGCCUCGAGUUUCGGCGAGCUUUGGAGUAUCUCACCGAGCCAUCUCUCAUCCCUACCUUUCCCGACGAAAUCCUUUAUGUCUUAACGCAGCAGAGUCUGCCAAAGCAUGACGACGCCUUGGCCAUUGCAUAUUACCUUACUGUCUCGCCGCCACUCGCCUCUGAAAAGGUGCAACAAGCGUACUUUGAAACCCUCUGCCGCGCAAACAUUACGGAGGCAUUUUACUUUACCCGAAAUUACGACAAUAAUCUGCGCCGCCAAUUUCUUGAACAACUCGUCAUCUUUGUCCACAAGACUCCCGCCGGGCCUUCGAGGGGGACUCGUGCCAUGGAACUCGUCAAUCUCCCGUUUGAGGAGCAGGAGGAAUCUUGGUUCGAGGCCUGCUUGCUGAGUGGGAAAGCUGCGGCCCUUACAAGUGCUAAAGACACGGUACUGAUGCGACGACUUGCCACUGGUAAAAUGCAGGGUCUGCCGGCCAGCGUAGAAUCGUUAGGUGGGCCUAAAAUCGACGGCAUCAAUUGGGAUGAUCUUCGCCAGAGCGUAGACAGGAAGGGUCUUGUUUGA